Molecule: messenger RNA, 783 nt
Organism: Salvia splendens (bonfire salvia)
Lineage: Eukaryota; Viridiplantae; Streptophyta; Magnoliopsida; Lamiales; Lamiaceae
Product: aldehyde dehydrogenase
Exons: 5
Coding region: 88-783 (231 amino acids)
Biological process (GO): aldehyde metabolic process
Cellular component (GO): cytoplasm
Molecular function (GO): aldehyde dehydrogenase (NAD+) activity
Source: RefSeq, a predicted model, not a curated record
UAUCAUAUGUUACAGACUCAAUUCCCACAUCAGUUGUGAGAAUCACUGGUGUGGGGUAUAUAGACUAAAUGGACUCUCUCUCCUAACAUGCUAGUCUUUAGGGAUGAGUUCUCUCGUUCUUUGGUGAGGGAGCUGAGAGCCACCUACGCCACAGGAAAGACGAAGAGUUUCGAGUGGCGGUCUUCGCAGCUGAAAGCUAUACAGAAGAUUGUCUCUCUUCACAGCCAGGAAAUAGUCGAAGCUUUGCGAUCCGAUCUCCAAAAACCGGAAUUUGAAGCGGUUAUUCAUGAGAUUUCUGCAGUGUCAGCAUCAUGUAAAUUGGCGUUGAAGGAAUUACAUCGAUGGAUGAAGCCACAAAAGGUGAAAACAUCAUUAAUUUCUUUGCCUUCAUCAGCCAAAAUCGUCCCAGAACCUUUCGGUGUAGUGUUAGUUAUAUCAGCUUGGAAAUUUCCAUUUCUGUUGUCACUUGAUCCGGUGGUCGGAGCCAUUGCUGCCGGCAAUGUUGUUGUCUUGAAGCCGUCAGAGAGCUCCCCCGCCAUGUCAUUGCUGCUCGCGAAGCUCGUGGGCAAGUACAUGGACGGAUCAGCUGUGAAAGUGGUGGAAGGGGCAGUGGCCGAAACCACUGCUUUGCUAGAACAAAAAUGGGAUAAGAUAUUGAGGUGGCAAGGUGGGGCGUAUCGUGCUAAGUGCUGGGGCGAAGCAUCUUACACAAAUGAUUUUGGAGCUUGGUGGGAAAUAUCCAGUGGUAGUAGAAAAGGUACAUUAAUAAUCCUCGUAUUUUGA